AUGUCUAGCUCCCCGACGGCCUCGGGGUCCACCCCACCACGGCGUCCCGCCAAGCGAGCAGGACGCGGAGGCGCGGUCCCCGCCAGUGAUGAGCAGCAGCAGGCGGCACUGAGACGCGAUCCGGCCAUCGCAAAGGCGUUGCAGUUGUCGACGUUUGAGGAGGACUACUCGACAGAAGACUUUGUGGGGACACUGAGCGAAAAGCUCAUUACCCAGAGCAAGGCGGAGGCAGGUCCCUUCAACCCGGCGCCGUUUAUGCAGACCUUUUCGCCCGCGCUUGACGCGCUUCUUGCUCUCCGUGCGCAGGUCGCGGAACAGACCAAGACGAUGGAGGGAGAUGUGCGUCUCGCAAACCGCGAGUAUGGCAAGCGGUUGCGCGAACUGGACGGUGGUUUUGAAGCCGUUGGUAGCUCGUUCUCAAACCUCGAGAGCAAGAUUAGCGAAGUGGGACGCACAGCGGCGCGUAUCGGCGAGCAACUCGAGAGCCUGCAUCAGAAGCGCAGUACCGCACAAGCGACAUCGUUGAUUGUGUCAUAUUACCUCUCGCUCGUGCACCAGACCAGCACGACUGGCGAGGAGCCGUCCCCACUUGACGCGCUUUACGCGACAAGGACAAGUCGCGAUGGACGAGCGCGUAUCGCUGUCGUCCUCCGCCGCCUGAUGAGCGUGGCAAAGGACAUGGCCGACAGCGCUGCUCUGGUUCUCGCGGACGCCGAGGCGAUCGAUGCCAAAGAGGGAGGAGGCACACAUACCCAGCUCCAUCGCAACGUUCUCUACCGCCGAGGCCAGCAGGAAAAAGCCGACCGUGUGCGCGACGAGGUCCAAAAGUACUGCGACAUGUUUGAGCUCGAUGUGCGUUCCAUCUUUGACAAGGCGUACAAGCGGGGCGAGCCAAGGAUGAUGGCGCAUUGCGCCCAGGUGUUGCAAGACUUCAACGGUGGAAGCUCGAUUAUCCAGAUCUACGUCAACCAGCACGACUUUUUUAUCUCAAAGGACAAGCUCCUCGAAGAGGCCGGGACAAAGGGUGCAGACGAUUUCUGGAAGAACAUUGGCGACCCGGACGUCCCGCCACCAACAUCCGAGCCAGGUCUCGAGGCCCUCUUCAAGGAGAUUCGCGAGACGGCAAGCCAAGAGGCACAGAUUGUCCGCGCCGUCUUCCCCAACCCCAUCGCUGUCAUGCAAGUGUUCCUGCAGCGCGUGUUCGCCCAGGUCGUUCAGCAACACAUCGAAAUGCUCGUCUCGCGCGCCGCCGCCCUCUCGACGCUGGCGUCAUUGCGCAUCCUCCACCUCUCGCACACCAUGUGCACCACCCUUGUCGAGGACCUCAAGACGUACGACGUUACGCUCGGUGGACCUGGCGUUGGCUCGUCCAGCAAGCUGGAUGUAAACUCGGGCGGGCCGUUGUCCACUCUCCUGGACCAGAGUCUCGAGGAGAUGUACGUCCCCUGGCUCGAAGGCUCGCGCUACCUCGACAGCGAGAGCAAGAACCUUGCCGAACUGUAUGGUGGCCUUUUGAGUCGCUUCACACGCUACCACGAGACAGUGCUCAAGGCAAAGCCAAACUCGCUCCUCGACCGCGUAGUCAACUCGAUGUCGACCUCGGCGCCAAACGCUGUGGCUCCCACCUCCACCGCACACGCCGCAGCUGCCGCCGCGCGCAAGUAUGCCAACCUGUUUACCACCUCGGUCAACACUGCGGCCACCUCGGCCUUCUCCAGUGGGCCAGGAAGCCGGCCCACAGCACCGGCACGGUCGACGGCACGCCUCAGCAUCCAGUCGCCGCAGUCCCUCUCCCGCUCCGACAGCCAGAACCGCACGACCGACGGCCCGGUCGAAGAAAAGAUGUUCCCUGCCGAUGGUCUUGUGACAAUCCCCAUGGCCGAGCGCAUGCUCCGAUGGCACGCCGAGGCCGUGGGCCGUGUGGUCGAGCUUAGCCCCAGUGCGGAUGUGGCCAAGAACAUCUCCGCGCUGUCCAACGUCCUCGCCGAGGCCGUCGGUCGCUCGUUUAUUGAGACUGCCCUCGAUUCUGCGCUCGCACGGCUUGACCAGUCGGACGCCAGGACCGAGCCCGACUUGACCAUCCUCCAGGUUUUGCGCCCAGCCGACCUCGUGUGCCACUUGUGGCAGCGGUACGCCAACACUGCACUUGUCCCCCUCACCUCGUCCAACGCGGCGAUGCGUCGCGAGGUGACCACGUUCAACCAGCACAACGUCGUGCGCAUGGAGGGCAAGAUCAACUCUGUCAUCCAAAAGGCAAUUGACACGCUUGUGGUGUGGCUCAGCUUCUUGCUCGCAAAGCAAAAGCGCAACGACUACAAGCCAAAGGACGACGUCAUGUCGUUUACGCGCACCAACACGGAACCAUGCGAGCUGUGUGUGGAAUUCCUCGGCUCGGUGCAGGACACUGUGGGCGAGAACAUGAGCGGCAAAAACAGCGAGCAUUUCCUCACCGAAAUUGGUGUUGCGUUCCACUCGCUCCUCCUCGACCACUACAAAAAGUUCCCAGUCAACCCCACAGGUGGUCUCAUGCUCACCACCGAUAUUGCGGCGUACCAAGAGGCCAUCAAAGAGUUUGGUAUUCCGGCCCUCAACGACCGCUUCGAAAUGCUCCGCCAGCUGGGCAACUCGUUUGUCGUCCAGCCCCAGAUCUUGAGGAGCUACAUGACCGAAUCGCACUUGGGCCGCAUCGACGCCCGCUUGCUCAGGCCGUACCUCCAGCAACGCUCCGACUGGUCCCAGUUCUCGCGCUCACUCGCCCUCGACGACGGCGUAGACGACACACCCGUCUCGGGCACCGCCACCCCGGCCUCGUCCAUGCUCCAGCUGCGAGCCAGUAAGCGCCUGAGCGCAAUGUCCGGCGUGGCGGGCGCGGGGUAUGCGCGCCUCCGCGAGGCAUUGCGUGACUUUGAAACUCUUACUGAUAGUGAGAAGAAGAUCAGCAGCAGCAGCAGCAGCUUCGGUACGGCUACAGGGAACGGCAACGCCGCGGGCACCGCCCCGCCUAGUGCGUUUGGCAGUCGCGCAGCCUCGGGCAACACGACGCCGGCACCGCAGGCGCCACCCCGCAAGCACUACCCCCCGCCCAUGUCGGGGAUGAUGUACAUGUCCGGAAUGCACUGA
Messenger RNA from Apiotrichum porosum, 3120 nucleotides. It is a transcript of the gene SEC10, whose product is annotated as Exocyst complex component 5. Gene Ontology annotation, biological process: exocytosis; Golgi to plasma membrane transport. NCBI's taxonomy places the organism in Eukaryota, Fungi, Basidiomycota, Tremellomycetes, Trichosporonales, Trichosporonaceae. Bases 1 to 3120 code for a protein of 1039 amino acids. Gene Ontology annotation, cellular component: cytoplasm; exocyst. The record is from RefSeq and is a predicted model, not a curated record. The transcript is spliced from 4 exons.